Molecule: messenger RNA, 6846 nt
Organism: Psylliodes chrysocephalus
Lineage: Eukaryota; Metazoa; Arthropoda; Insecta; Coleoptera; Chrysomelidae
Source: the annotation of a GenBank genome assembly
AUGUUUCGGUGUAUACCUAUUUUUAAAGGCUGCAACAGACAAGUUGAAACGGUAGAUAAGAGACAUUGUUCUUUAAUAAAUGUUCCUGAAGAUAUUUUAAGGUAUUCGAGGAGUUUGGAGGAGCUGUUAUUAGACGCCAACAGGAUACAAGUUCUUCCAAAGAAUUUUUUUCGUUUACACAGGCUGAGGAAACUUGGUUUAAGUGAUAACGAAAUUAAUAAUUUGCCGUCGGACAUUCAAAAUUUCGAACAUCUCGUCGAGCUUGAUGUUUCCAGAAAUGACAUCCCGGACAUCCCAGAGAGCAUCGGCCAGCUCAGGCUGCUCCGCGUGGCCGACUUCAGUUCGAAUCCGAUUCCACGUCUUCCGCCCGCCUUCAGCCAACUCAAGUCGCUCACGCUUUUGGGCCUCAACGACAUGUCGCUCACAUCGUUGCCGCACGACUUCGGCCAACUCACCUCGCUCACGUCGCUCGAACUCCGCGAGAACCUGCUCAAGGAGUUGCCGGCCUCGCUGGCGAAGCUGACCAACUUAGAGCGGCUGGAUUUGGGCGAUAACGAAAUCGAAGAGUUGCCGUCCCAUAUAGGUAAACUCCCAGCUCUUCAAGAACUCUGGUUGGAUCACAACCAACUCCAAAGCCUUCCGCCCGAAAUCGGCCAACUCAGCAACCUUACCUGCCUAGAUUUAUCAGAAAACCGCUUAGAAUACCUUCCCGAGGACGUGGCGGGUUUAGAAAGCCUUACGGAUCUGCAUCUGUCACAAAAUGUAUUGGAAACGUUACCGGACGGUAUAGGAAAAUUAGAAAAACUGACGAUCCUUAAAGUAGAUCAAAAUCGAUUGACUUCGCUAAACAGCAAUGUAGGACAUUGUCGAAAUUUGCAAGAGUUGAUACUGACAGAGAACUUUUUGAGCGAACUUCCUGUGGAGGUCGGAAAGUUAGUUAGACUUACCAACUUAAAUAUAGAUAGGAACAGCCUAACGUCGAUACCCGAAGAAAUAGGCAAUCUUGAAGAACUAGGCGUGCUAAGUUUAAGAGACAACAGACUUACAAUGUUGCCUGACACCCUAGGCAAUUGUGUCAGGCUUCACGUGCUCGACGUAUCAGGAAACAGGCUUCCUUAUCUUCCUUACACCUUGCUACAGUUGAGCCUUAAGGCUGUGUGGUUGAGCGAUAAUCAAGCGCAACCUUUGUUGACUUUUCAGACUGAUAACGAUCCUGAUACGGGGAAAACGGUGCUAACUUGUUUUUUAUUGCCGCAGCAGGAGUACCAACCGACUAUCGCUUCUGAAGGCCGCUUUUACCCGCGCGACGUUACGCCAGGCUUUUGUUCUAACGGUAGUACCUUGUCCCGUACAGAUGGCGCUGCGACGGAGGACGAUGACGACGACGACGAUUGGCGCGAGCAAGAGGCCAGUCGGACGCACUCCGUCAAAUUUACGGACCCGCAAGAGAAGGAUAACAGAGAGACUCCGUUCGUACGUCACAACACGCCACAUCCUAAAGAACUCAAAGCAAAGGCACACAAACUAUUUGGAAAAGGUCAAAAUUCCAUUGAAGAAAGCGAUCAACAUGCUAACGAUACCAGCGCCAUGGCUGUCGAAGCUAUCAACCAACAUAUUAGGCGCAGCGAAACCCCACAGAUUAUAGAACCGGACACAGACUCAAAUAUGGGAAAUGGGCAGAUAGAAGAAAGCAGUGAACCCAGCCAAGAUGACGAAGAUACAGAUGAGGACCACGUGACGCUGCGUCGCGUCGGAUUCGUCGGAGGCACGUCCUCGGCGUCAUCGGCCGACGAACGAGAUUCGUCGAUGAAGCAGAACCGACUGCACAGGCGCGACACUCCCCACCAUCUAAAGAACAAACGAAUCACGACGGUGCCGAUCGACAAAGACAAGGUGGCUUCGAUCAUUGCACAGGCCCUUAAAAGGAAAGAAGACGAAAGUGACAGGACAAGCGUUUCGACCCCUCCAGGCUCCGUCGGAGAUCGCAGUUGCUCCUCCAGUCAAGCUGGCGACUCAGACGCUGCUGUAGAACUCCGCGAAGAAAAAUACGAAAUCCACAUUGAACGUUCCCAAACAGGUCUAGGUCUCUCCAUAGCCGGCGGUCGAGGUUCGACUCCUUUCAAAGGCGACGAUGAAGGCAUUUUUAUAUCCAGAGUGACAGAAAGCGGUCCUGCGGACCUAGCAGGUCUCAGAGUAGGCGAUAAAGUCGUAACUGUCAACGGAGUCAACGUUGUAUCCGUCAGUCAUUACGAUGCCGUAGAAGUACUCAAAGCAUCGGGCCCAGUACUGAUCCUUGAAGUAACUCGAGAAGUUACUCGGCUCAUCAAACCUCCCAAUACAUCUAUAGGUACUAAAAGCAGUCCAUCUCCGUCUCUAAGCAGCAGGAGUGAUGUUGGCGUUAAGAACGUCAUUCCACCUCCUCUGCCCCCGCCUCUCGAAGAUGAUGUUCAAUUACAAAAGGUUCUUGUGCACACAACUUUGAUUAGAGAUUCGAGGGGGUUAGGAUUUAGUAUUGCUGGAGGAAAAGGAUCGCAGCCUUUUAAAUCAGACUCCGAUGCCAUUUUUGUGUCUCGUAUUACUGACGGAGGUGUCGCCGAUAAAGAUGGUAAACUUCUUGUUGGCGACAGAGUAAUUUCUAUAAAUGGCGUGGAUCUGUCUGGUGCCAGCCACGAUCAAGCUGUGGGCAUGCUCACUGGCUUGGAACGUUUUGUAAGACUCGUGGUGGAAAGGGAGGUUCCGUUAGAGAACAAUGGAGAGAAUCCCAGUCCGGGGCCGCAGCAGAGUCCUAGGCUUUUCGGACUACCGAAACCUUAUACUGGAUUGUACGCUUCUAAUAGUUACAUGGCGAAUAGACCUGGAUACACUACUGGAUAUAGAAGAAGCGCUGAACUUGAAAAGAAGACAUCUGAAUCUCCAGAACCAACAAAGCCCCCGACACCAACUCCGAUCUUAUCAGAAACGCCGAAAACCAACGGUAUUGACCACACCGCGCCCAAAGAAGUACCAAAACCCGCCCCUCGACGCAUCAACUCCACAUCCAGCGAAACUUCACAGUCUUCACAGCCACCCCAAACAGCUCAGAAACUCCCCUCCACCGAAAAAACGGCUUCGCAAACCAACCACAAGAAGACAUCGUCACACUCGUCGCUCGAGGACGACACGCAGGUAUUUUCGAGGCCAAUCACCAACGAAGAGUUCCAAGCGAUGAUCCCGCCCCAUUUCCUCAAACAAACCCCCACUCCUACUAGUACCACUCCCACUAAUUCUUCCCCCAACGCGACUAGUGAUAACGUUACGAAUUCGGUAACGACGGUAACGAUUAAGAGGCCGGAACCUCCAAUCGAGUUGCCGCCGCCCCCCACGGGUCCGGGGAGGGUCACGGAGAUCAUCACGAAGAGUACCUUCACGGAGACGGUGGUCACUAGGAUCACGGACAAUAAGUUGGUAGAACCGUUGAUCAUUGAGGAUGUUUCGUUAAGUAAAUUAGGAGGAUCAUUAGGUUUCAGUAUUAUAGGAGGUACAGAUCAUUCCAGUAUUCCGUUUGGUGCCAAGGAACCAGGCAUUUUUAUUUCACAUUUGGUUCCUGGUGGUACAGCAGCAAAAAGUGGUAAAUUAAGAGUAGGCGAUCGAAUUUUGAAAGUAAACGGUACAGAUGUCACCCAUGCUACUCAUCAGGAAGCUGUAAUGGAACUUCUUCGGCCUGGGGACUACAUAACGCUUUGUAUAAGACACGAUCCGCUGCCAGAAGGAUACCAGGAAUUGGUUAUUGAAAAAACGGAUGCCGAAAAACUUGGUAUGCACAUAAAGGGUGGCCUUCAAGGGCAGCGGGGGAAUCCCCUAGAUAGAUCCGACGAGGGAGUUUUCGUAUCCAAAAUUAACUCCGUUGGUGCCGCCAGGAGGGAUGGUAGACUGAAAGCCGGCAUGAGAUUGUUAGAAGUGAACGGAAAAUCGUUAUUAGGUGCAACUCAUCAAGAGGCAGUUAACGCACUAAGAGCUUGCGGAAACGUUAUCCAUAUGGUAGUUUGUAAGGGUUACGACAAAAGCGAUGUGGACAGGGCAGUGCAAGAUGGCCGACUAAACAGGAGUAGUUCUGUUAGCAGCAGAUCACAGAGCGUGAGCUCUUUGGAUGUUCCUGACGAAGAUAGCCAACAUGAACAAAGGGCGAAAACGGAAUUGUUGCAAUUUGAAAAAGAAGAGGCUGAGAGGCGUCUACAACCUAUAAGCCAAGAGGAAGAAGAUGAGGAGGAGGAGAACUUGUCAAUUGUCGAAGCAAAACCGCCAUCGCCCGCUGAAAAAGUUUUGGACGUAGUACGAGCAGUAGAAACGUUAGCACAUGGCCCAAUAGAGAACUCCAUACCACCUAAAUCGCCAAAUUCUGAACUAAAAACCACCACGAUAGUGAUGAGCAAACACACUUUAGCGCCUACACCUACCACGGACGACCUAUUGCAUGCAUCUACGCUACCAAAAUCUACAAAACCUAACACAGAUGUGGAUACAGGAACCUUACAACCAAAUCACAUUCAGAAAAACACUACUAAUAUUGAUGAUGAAAUUAGUACCUUAACCGAAAGCUUGCCAAACGUAAUACCUCCUCCCCUGAAUUACUCAGAAAUAGAAACAGAUCAGUAUGAGCAUAUGAAUUACACUAACCAUUAUGCCGCCCCGACUAAUACGAGUUAUUCUGUACAUCCUCCAAGAGUCAGUAGUGAUUUUUCCAAUAAUAAUAAUAAAUUUUCUUUUAAUAUGCCUCCUCACGAUCAACCAUUUCAAAUUAACGUUUUUAACAAUAUGCCUCAGCCUUACAACACAUAUCAAUAUGACUAUAUGAGUAAUUUUACCGGUUACCCAAUAGUUCCACCUCCCACAGAUAGUCUCUCAAGUUUGACAGGUACUCAACUACUCGCUGAUGAUGAUAUCAUCGUAGUACCACCUCCACCUCCAUUAGAUCUAGAUGAUACGCCUUCUAUUAGGUCUUUAUCUCCAACUCCAAUUUUAGACUACCGAUCCUCUCCCACAAAUUUCAUGAGGUCUCCGUCGCCGCCACCGCUUCCUAAAACACCGCCUCCUCCGCUCCCCACUCAACCGCCCCCGCCUCUAGAUGAUGAUGUUUUCACUAAGGAAAAAAUAUUAGAAACAUCUGUCCAGGUAACAACUACAACGUCUUUAAAUAAAAACAAACACUUAAGGUUUGCAGAAGACGAUAUUGUUACUCCACCAAUUGGAGCAUUAAAAAAACUUGUUACUAGUUUAAAGGACGAUGUUGUCGCUUCUUCUGGAGUUACAGAAGAUUUAGAAGUUUCUGUAACGGCUAUUACUGAAAAUAAUAAUAAAGAAAUAUUGACGGUUCAAACAGAAACUGAAGAACCUCUUCAGCAACAUCCUACAGAUAAUGUAUUGGUACCCGCAAAUACUGAUAGAAGGAAUAGAGUUUUUGUGACAAGUUUGACGGAAACGGAGAAGGUGACACCUCCACCUUUAGGAGCUGUUAAAAAACGCGUAACAUAUUCCCUGGAAGAUCCAUUGGAAUAUUCCGACACUGAGAAUAUGGAUCCGCCUGAUUAUAAAAGGAUUGUAACAAAAAUAUCGGAAACUAACGUACCUUUAAGAAUACAUAACCAACCAUCAAUCGAUAGAAAUACCAAAUUCAUUAGAAGUUGGGCCGAUACUGAACAAACAACAAGUAGUCAUGAACUUACUACUAAGAAUCGACAUUUUACACCAGCACCGUUUAAACUUACACGUCCCACGUCAGAAAUAUAUGAGAAACGUGCCCUAUCUCCAACCCCGCCUACCACUCCCACUACACCUACCAGACUUAUCGUGCGACCUCAAGUUCCUCCCCCACCUAUUCCGAAGGGUGCGGUUAAGAAAAUUCCACCACCUGUACCUGUUAAAACUUCAAAAAUCACGCCUGCGCGAAGCGAAAAUAAUCUUUUAGAGUCUGAUUAUUUAAAAAAUAAACAUUCUAGAGUUACUGUUCCAAAUAGGCCUGUUUCUUUGGUAAUUUCUGAUCGAAAGGAUAUGGCUUUUCCUAGUGGAAAGUUAGGGACGUAUGGUACUGUGGCAAAGCCUCCACAGUCUCCUCAAAACAAUCCACCAAAGCAGUCUGUGAGCGAUAGAAAGAAAUUUUUCGAAACGGCUAUGGAGGAAAGUCAAAAACCUUCAAAACCAGAAAAAGUGUUCAGUUAUUUGAGUGCUGACGAAUUAGAGAAGCUAAAAGCUGAAGAAGAAAAGAAGAUAGCGACUCUAUCGACUUCAGACAUUAAUUCUUUGCAUGAACUUGACCAUUCCGACGGAGAAUCAGCGGAGUCACAGCGUUCUAGACCUUCGAGUACUAUCGGUAUAGUACGAACCGUAAAGGCCGAACGCCGACUUCGCGACCGUCUACGCGAAGAAGGACUUUUAACGGACGAAGACGACACUCCAUUGUCUCCUGCCGAAGAACGAGCUCUGCGAGCAGAGAAAAGGGCGGCAUGGAGAGCGGCAAGACUAAAAUCGCUCGAACAAGACGCCAUUCAGGCCCAAAUGGUCAUCAAGAGUAUGACGGAUAUGGUAGGCGUAGGGGAAUUACCGACUAUUACGUCACCCGUACCUCCGGCUACGUCUCCUGAGCCUCCGAACGAGAUUGACGGAAGUCCACAAAAAAAUGAGUUACGUCCCUCCAGCGCCGAUUUCCCCAAACUAGCCGUGAGGACGAAACCCGGCAACACCACAGUUCGCGAAAGCGAAAAGGUCCUGGGAGAAACGGUAACUAGAAGAACCGAAGAGUACGUCGACGAAACGGGGGAGAAACGGGUGAGGACCGUGGAAUAUGUUGAGAAGCUGAUCGAGAGAGAGGUAUAA